Molecule: messenger RNA, 495 nt
Organism: Exophiala bonariae
Lineage: Eukaryota; Fungi; Ascomycota; Eurotiomycetes; Chaetothyriales; Herpotrichiellaceae
Exons: 1
Coding region: 1-495 (164 amino acids)
Molecular function (GO): fatty acyl-CoA hydrolase activity
Source: RefSeq, a predicted model, not a curated record
AUGGAGCGGGAUUUCUAUCGCUCUACAGAUUUUGGACUACCCCACAAAGAGCGUAUCAAAGCCUAUCUUGCGAGCAUAACAGCGGACACAGCCUACGACGGUUUCGACAAGCGUCUUCUACAACAGGUGGAACUAUUAGAGGUCGAUCUAGAGCUGGGACAAACGGUUUACGUCUUCUCUGUUCAAGAUUUCAUGUCCAACAAGGACGGCAACCUUCACGGUGGUGCUGUCGCAACCCUGAUGGACAAUCUGAGCUCCACUGCUCUUGUCACUGUACAAAAACCAGGAUUCUGGGACAGUUUCGGGAUCAGCCGGUCACUUGCCAUUAUAUAUCACCGGACCAUGCCUGAGAACGCAGUGCUGCUCAUCAGAUGUAGUGUCCUCGCUGCAGGGAGACAAAUGGCUACAGUAAAGGCGGUGAUAGAAGGGCAAAAUGGUACCAUUCACGCAAGCUGCGUACAUGAGAAAUUCGCUGCUCCAACACCAAAGCUGUGA